UUCAGGAUGUUUUAGUUUUGUUUACACGAAACGUUGAGAUCAUGUCGGACGAAGAAAACAUAGAUGUGGAAUCCGACGAGGAAGCAACAGAAGAGCAACAGCCAACGCAAUUUUUGACACAGGCCGACAAACGUGCACAUCACAAUGCGUUGGAAAGAAAAAGACGUGAUCAUAUAAAGGACAGCUUUUGCCAUCUGAGAGAUUCGGUGCCAUCGCUUCAUGGCGAGAAGGCUUCCAGGGCUCAAAUUCUCAAUAAAGCAACCGAUUAUAUCAAUUUCAUGCGACGGAAAAACCAUUCACAUCAGUCGGAUAUCGAAGACCUCAAACAACAAAAUGUUAUUUUGGAUCAGCAAAUCCAUGACAUGGAGAAGCAACGUAACAGUGGUUUGUUCAACACAGAUGCUGCAACACAAUUGAUUACAACUACAGAUAACUUGCUUAGCACAUCACCACUGCCCAGUGACCCUCUCUUAGACAUCAAAGAAUCUGACACCAGUAGCCUAGACGCAUAUGUAAAUAUUGAUAAUGUUGAUGCUGAGAAAAGCACUGAGGAUUACUCAACACCUCCAAGCAAACGUAUUAAGACAGAAAUUUGAUAAGAUUUCUGUUGCCAAUCACCAUAAUUAUUAUGUACUUAUUGCUAUUGAUUAGCUUAUUUUAUUUGCGAUGACAAAGUGGAUUUUAUGACUUUAGGGUGAUUAUUAUUUAUUAAACAUCUUAAAUUGCAAUUUGUAAAUUAAUUUGUGUAAGCUACAUCAUUAAAAAAAAUAUGUAAAUACAA
Messenger RNA from Xenia sp. Carnegie-2017, 781 nucleotides. Its product is annotated as protein max-like. Gene Ontology annotation, cellular component: RNA polymerase II transcription regulator complex. The coding region runs from base 42 to 596 and encodes 184 amino acids. Lineage: Eukaryota; Metazoa; Cnidaria; Anthozoa; Malacalcyonacea; Xeniidae. The record is from RefSeq and is a predicted model, not a curated record. Gene Ontology annotation, biological process: positive regulation of transcription by RNA polymerase II. The transcript has 6 exons. Gene Ontology annotation, molecular function: protein dimerization activity; DNA-binding transcription factor activity.